AUGAGUUCAUUUUACAAUGGUACUGAUAAAGGCGCAGAAGGUGAUCCGCGUUCUUCGAUUUGGGUUGAAGACGCACAAACGUCAGAGACAAGGAAGACUACAACGCUAAAAGGAGACUCUUCAGGCACUGAAUGUGAUCUGUUUGAGGAUGAUGAUAAUACUGAUACAUUUAAUGGUGGUGGGGUUGAACUAGUUUGGGAUGAAGAAGUUACAGAGCGCUGCUCAAAUUUAGAAGAUGAUUCUGAACAUGCACUUGAGGUACAAACAGAGAAGCUACAAAUGACUAUGUCACCCUCAUUAAGUGCACUCGCUGGCAUUUUGAAUGAAAAAACCAAGAAAGCUGAAGAGAAGAUGAGGCGUGGCUCUAUUGCUAUUUUGGAAGAAAGUAUUGCAGAAAAUGACCUUACGGGCGAAAAAUACAUGCCGCACGGAAACACUUCAACAAGGAAUAUACGCCCUAAAGCUCAUAAUGCCAAAUCGCCCAAUUUAGUAAAUAUUGAUGACGAAAAUUUGUCUGAUUUUAAUCAUAAGUUAUCUUCUCUUGGAAAAGAGCAGAUCAGUGUUAUUGAGCCGGAUUUUCUCAGUACGCCAAUAGUGCAGCCCAUGACACCAGAAUUUCAGAAAACGUAUAAUAAUUCAAGCGCGCAGGACUGGAGUGUAAAUUCAGUCACAUCACGCAUGAAAUCCUCUCAUAGCGGUAGCAGUGAUGAGAGGCCCAGGGCUAAGUCGCUGACGAGUACUGUUGAAACGGGAACCCCAGCUACUUCAAAGGACUCUGUGGAUUCAAUACAAGCUAACCUCGAAAGACUUAAUGAGCAAGCUAAAAACAGUCAACGGAAAAGGCGGAGCGUUUUUUCUUUCUUGAGAAAAAUAACGCCUAAUGUGAACUCUACUGAGAAUGUUACUUCAAGUAGGCGACAAUUCUCUUUGCCAACAUCAGUUACCUUUUCUGUGACGUCUCCGACAGAUGAACCGUCGCGAGUAUUUAACAGACAGGAAAGAAAGUCUACAACUGGCAGCAGCCUAUUUAGCAGCUUCAGAAGGAGCCGCAUUGAAAGUGAUUCUUCUGUUUUCAUAUCAAAUGAAGAGUUCUCGAAACCCUUGCCGCUACCCAAGCCUAGAGAACGUAAUUCUGGAAAAAGUGCCGAUAAGCCUACUAGAACAGAUGGAUCUAAUAGCAAGAUUACCAAAAGGUAUUUUAACGAGAAUACGAAAUCUAGAGAAACCGAAAAAGGCGUUGUGGAUGCUCCGAAACCAGCGGGACGUUUUAGUAAUCGACCACCACCACCACCAAUCGAAAAACUCUCUGCGGAAAACUUGCAUCCCGAGGACGCAUGGUUAAAGUUGCCAGGGAAUGAAGGGCUAUUCCCAAAAUCACUUGACCCGCAAGAGGUUGAUUCUAUUGUUUCGAUUGAACGUACUCGCUCUCAAAGGUCAGCUAGGAACUCUACUCAUUCAUAUAGAAGAUCCUUUACGGAUAUUUCAACUCAUGCUCAAAGCGAGGGUAUGUUCAUUGCGGAAGCAUCGGACGUUCUAUUAUCAACACCAGAUUUGACUAAGUCACCUACUGGGAGUAUUUUAAGAAACACAGGUACAUUUGAACCUCCAGAACUCGACAAAGAUAACCUUAACUUGGUUAUCGAUACAAAUGGAGCUAGCCUAGGUACCGGAUUAGAAAAUGACAGUCAUCCUGAUGAAGAUAAUUCAUUUAGUGUAAUACAAGCAAAACUUAACGAGCUAACUGUUGAUACUUACCAGGAUGAUGAAGGGUAUUCAAGCAAGAAUAUAUUAACAAAUCCAGAUUCUUUAGACUCGAAAGGUACGGAUACAGAAUUUAUGGAUGAUAUAAUGGAGUUUGCCAACAUAAUUGACUUUGGGGAUGACUUGCAAUUGGAUCUGGAUCUUAAUAACAACGACUAUGAGUACAAAACUUUGAAUCCGUGUAAUGAAUAUGGAAGUGAGAAAGAAAAAACACCUGUAAAUAAUAGUCCUCAGUUCUAUGAACCACGCCAGAUUAGCAUUGGAGGCGACCUAUUUCAGGUUCCGUUAACCCCUGGAGCUUCCUACGACGAGUUUGAAAGUGAUACCUAUCCCGAAACCGAUGUUGAAGGCGCAGAUCUUUAUGGAACCAUGUCUUCCAUGCAACCAAUUGACCCAUACCUCCCAUCGGCCUCUAAUACUAGCCGCCCAUACUCGAUGUCAUUCAGAGGUCUAGGCGCUCGUCAAUUUAAUAGUUCUCACGAUUUAUCUAUUUUUGCUAGCAGUGUGGACUUGACUACUACGGUGGGGAAUAAAGACGAAUGCGUUCGUUUUUCAUCCAAGAUUCUCUUACACGAGACAUAUUCCGAAGAAGAAUAUGACAGGCGACCAGAUAUAGCAACAUGCAAUCAAUUAACGCCUCAACUUGGGCAACUUAUUCGGGAAGAGUUAAACUGUAUCAAGAGCGAAAUGGAAGUUCAUGAAGAAUCGCGAUGUUACACGCAUUUCUUAUAA
Messenger RNA from Eremothecium sinecaudum, 2493 nucleotides. It is a transcript of the gene BNI4, whose product is annotated as Bni4p. The record is from RefSeq and is a predicted model, not a curated record. Gene Ontology annotation, molecular function: actin binding. The transcript has a single exon. Gene Ontology annotation, biological process: actin cytoskeleton organization. Lineage: Eukaryota; Fungi; Ascomycota; Saccharomycetes; Saccharomycetales; Saccharomycetaceae. The coding region runs from base 1 to 2493 and encodes 830 amino acids.